AUGGCCAAAAAGCGUUCAUCGCUGAAGAAGAGUCGUACUAAUUCUACGGGUUCGGCAAUGAAAAACAAAAAGUUUGUGAGACCUACGCAGGGGGCAAAAACAAACUUGACAUUUAAAAAAGGCGAUCACAGUUUGAAUCCAGACCGCAAAGCGAAAGGAGAUCAUUUUCGCUCCAGAGCUACAAUCAAUCGAUUACUUAUGUACAAAAAUUUUAAACCUAUCAGAGACGCUAAAGGUAAAAUCGUGAGAGCUGCACCUUAUCAAGAGAAAUUGCCUUCUGGAACAGUUGCCAGAGUUGAACCUCAUCGAAAAUGGUUUGGAAAUACUCGAGUGGUUGGACAGGAACAACUGCAAAAAUUCCAGAAGAAUUUGGGAAAGGCAUUGGAAGAUCCAUUCCAAGUGGUUAUGCGACAAACUAAACUUCCUAUUUCGUUGUUGACUGAAAAAGCGAAGCAACAGCGCGUUCACAUACUUGACACGGAGAGCUUCGAAUAUACCUUUGGCAAAAAAGCUCUCAGAAAGAAGCCAAAAGUGAAAAUGGAAAGCCUUGAGACAUUAUGUGGAGAGGUUGAUCAACGAACCGAACAAUACAGUGAGAGAGCCGACAGCAGUUUAAUAAAAAAUGCCAUUCCCGAAGCAGUGGAGAAUUCAAAUCCGCUGUUUAAAGCCGGACAGAGCAAUCGUGUUUGGGGGGAGCUAUAUAAGGUAAUCGACUCUUCAGACGUUGUUGUAGAAGUAGUCGAUGGACGCGAUCCAAUGGGAACUCGGUGCCUUCAUAUUGAACAGUUUUUACGAAAGGAAAAAUCCCACAAGCAUUUAAUUUUGAUUCUGAACAAGGUUGAUCUGGUCCCAACCUGGGUCACGAAGAAAUGGCUGACAUUAUUGUCACAAGAACUGCCAACAGUGGCCUUCCAUGCAUCUAUGCAACAUUCGUUUGGGAAAGGAACAUUGAUCAACCUAUUAAGACAGUUUGCAAAUCUCCAUAAAGAUCGUCAGCAGAUAAGCGUUGGUUUUAUUGGCUAUCCAAAUGUUGGCAAAUCUUCAAUAAUCAAUACACUUCGAGCUAAACGAGUGUGUAAAACCGCUCCAAUUGCAGGAGAAACUAAAGUCUGGCAGUACGUUAGUUUGAUGCGACGUAUUUAUAUGAUUGACUGUCCAGGUGUUGUUUAUCCGCAAGGAGAUUCGGAGACUCAAAUCAUCCUGAAAGGAGUGGUACGUGUCGAAAAUGUGAAGGAUCCAAUCAAUCAUGUGCAAGGAGUUUUGGAUCGAGUAAGGGAACAGUAUUUGUUGAAGACCUAUUCCAUCCAGCCAUGGAAUGAUAUAUAUGACUUUCUGACAAAAAUCUGCCUUAAGAUGGGUCGAUUAUUAAAGGGUGGUGAACCUGACUGGAACACAGCAGCGAAAAUUGUGUUGAAUGAUUUUCAACGAGGUCGUUUACCGUACUAUGUUCUUCCUCCGGGAUGUGAAAUACAAAAUGCACAUGGAUACUGCGAAGAUAAGUGUGCAGAGAAAAUAGAAACAAAUGAAUGCGACGGUGAAAAUGAUGUUGCCGAUGAGGAAAAAAGUAAUAUCGCUAAUAAUAGUGAUAAUUGUAACGAUAGUGGUGAUGAUGAUGAUGAUGAAGGUACUUUAACGGAUCUGGAUUCAACAUGUAGUGGUCUUACUAACUUGUCGGAUUUAGACGAUUUAGAUUUUCAACUUCUGGAGGCGCCGGAAGGUGUCAUCGAUGCUGGCGCUGAAUCCAUAGAAAAGAAUGAACCAAAUAUAGAGAGACGACGGGCACGAGGGAAGAGGGCAGGAAAGAAGCUUUCGGAAAAAUGUAACAGAUUAAAAUGUAGAAAGCCGUUCGAGAAGUGCAGUGGUGUCGUUGAAUUUGGCCUAAAUGAAAAAAGAAAAGUAGAUAAAAAUGCGUGGAGAAGAAAAUUGGAGAAGCGUCGACGUAUUAAGCAUCAGCAAUAA
This is a messenger RNA of Cercopithifilaria johnstoni, 1959 nucleotides long. NCBI's taxonomy places the organism in Eukaryota, Metazoa, Nematoda, Chromadorea, Rhabditida, Onchocercidae. The record is from the annotation of a GenBank genome assembly.